AUGGAAACUGAGAAAUUGCGUCUUUUUAAAGAAAUCACAGGAGAGCAAGAUCAAGACAAGGCUCUGCACUAUUUGAGUAAAUCUAGCAGCAAUCUUGAUCAUGCUAUUGACUUAUAUUUCCAAGAUAUCCACACUCAAAAUCUCACAAGAGAGCUUCUUCUAAAGCGAAAAAUUCAAGCUUCUAACCCAAUAAUAACAUUAGGCAUGUUUGAAAGCGAUGCAUAUGCCAUUUCCACAGUCUCACAUAUAGAGAUAGGCCAUCCUCUAACCUUUAAAUUCCCCAAGCCAAGGCCCCAUCCUAAAGGUAAACGCAAAGAAACUCCAGAUCGUACUAUAAGAUUUGCAAUGGAACCUAAUGGAUUUAGUUUUGGCAAACUUCCUCAAAAUACAGCUGAUUUUUUAUUCCCUUUAAUAUCUGGGAACCUAAUUACAAUAGAAGCAAAUAUUAUAGAUGCUCCCACAAGCAUAACUUUGCUUGAUACAUUUAAAAUUGCAAUCACAGUAAAUUUGCUUCCUGAUGCAUUAAGUGACCCAUCUGUUCAAACAUCAGAGGAAAUAAAUAACCAUAAUAUUUCUCCUGAAGAAUAUUUCAAUCAGAGAGAAGCUCUACAAAAAUUAUUUGAGCUUGUGCGCUUGGAAAAAACACAGUCAGCAAUAAUAGAUGACCAAGAGCAAACCAAUGAAAAACAAUCACAAGAAGAAGGAAAGAGCUUAGCCAGCAUUGAAAAAAAUUUAUUUCUUGAAAAUUUAGGAGAGAUUGAACUGAGAGAAAUGAGCCCUCCAUUUACGUUUAGAACCCCAUUAUAUCCCUAUCAAAAGCAAGCUUUAUCAUGAAUGUAUGAACGUGAGUCAAUUAGAGGUGGAAACAGAAACAGCAGAGAACUGCAUCAUCUGUGAGAAGAAUACAAAACAGCUCAAGGCAGAUUCCUUUAUUUCAAUCCAUAUACUGGACAAAUUUCAAUUAAAUUUCCUGAAUCAGCUGCACUUUGUAAAGGAGGAAUUUUAGCAGAUGAAAUGGGACUUGGAAAAACAGUCAUGAUUAUAGCUCUUAUUCACACACAUAGAAGGGCAUUUGAGCACGCCCCAAAAAAACCUAAAACACUAGAAGGAGGGACAUUAAUAGUUUUACCGUUAUCUUUGAUAACUCAAUGACAUCAAGAAAUUAACUCUCAUGGUGUUGAUUUAAAAGUCCUUGAAUAUUAUUCAGACAAGAAUAAAUCAGUUCAAGAAUUGAAAAACGCAGAAAUUGUUUUGACCACUUAUGGAAUAAUAAAUUCAGAAUAUGCAAAUCAAGGGUCUUUAUUCAAAAUCCCGUGAUUUCGAGUCAUCUUAGAUGAGGCCCAUAUAAUAAGAAAUAAAGAUACGUCAACUACAAAAGCUGUAAUGAAAUUGCAAGCAAAAUUCAAAUGAGCACUCACUGGAACACCCAUACAAAAUAAGCUUGAUGAUUUGUACUCUCUGGUAAGGUUCCUUGAUAUAAUUAAAUAUGGCGUAUCAGAAAUGGAGAGCAAUGCUAGGUAAACAAUUCUUGACUUAUCAGAGCCUAGCCCAAGUCCACCUUCAAGGAUGGAUUUUAUCUAGGGGGGCAGCACGGAAGUUGGAAAGGGGCCAUUCAGCAGUGUCUGCAGGCAAUGCUUAGACCAAGUGAAAAACCAGGAGUUUCGCCCUUGGCUAAGUGCUUUCCCUUUUUGCUGAGAGUCUACCAGAAAUUCUAUUUUUCGGAUUUUGUGUGGAAACUUUUGUUUCUCCACCCAACAGCCUCAAGCAAGGCCGCAACUCCAAAGACUGCCCACUCAACACUGAAUCCGAAAGGCAAGGAGGAGACACUGUUGUCCCUAGUGGAAGACACGGUCUAAAAGCGGUUGAAACUCCCUUCGGAGAUCCUCGUGAUUGCGCAAAAAUUAGGGCGAGAGCCUGCCUAUCAACAAGUUAAGGUAAGGUUCCUUGAAGUUGAACCAUGAUCUGAUUAUUUGUGGUGGAACCGUAUCAUUACAAAGCCAUUCAAUAAGCAGGAUCCUAAUGUUUACGCAAUUUUAAGAAGACUGCUUAAGCCAAUAAUGCUAAAUUCCUCUUUUAAGAACGAGCAAGUCCAUUGGAAAAUUUCACAUAGAGGCAAUUAAACCAAGAGUAAGUGAAAAUUUUGCUGUGAAAGUUUUUUUGUAAAAAAAUAUUUUUAUUAUUAAUUAAUGAUUGUUAUAAUAGACCUCUGCCAUUCUAUUAAAUCUUAUGGAGCAUGGAUUCUAAAGCAUAAGACUUUAAAUUAAAUUAGAUUUUUUCUCUAAAAAAAUGUGCAUAUUGGAAUUAUAAACCGAAAAAAGUUUAAUAAGUUUUAAUAAGUUUUAAUAUAAGUUUUUUAAAAAUAAAUAACACCUCUUUAAUAUAGAAAAAACUUGCUUACUUAAAGGAUGGGGGAGUGAGAAGAACCAAAGAAACCAAGCUCGCAGAUGGAAGUCUUAUGGUAUCUUUGCCUCCUAUAUCUAUUGAAACAAUUCAUAUUGAAAUGAACAGUGAAGAACGGAGUUUAUAUAACAGAUUAUUUGAGCAUAGCAAAGCAAGGCUCCAUUCUCUUAUAAGCACGGGCAAAUUUAAGGCUUAUAUAGCAUCAAUAUUUGAUUUACUACUCAGGCUGCGUCAGCUUUGUGAUCAUCCUUAUUUGAUUAUGAGUCGUGGUGAUACAACACCAUUAGAAAAAAUUGACCAAUUUAUAACAAAAUUAACAGAAAACUCUUCAGAUCAAUACGCACAAGACUUAGCCGGGAAAAUUAAGCAAGGUGAAAUUUUUAUAUGCCCAAUCUGUCUCGAUGUAGCUGAUGAUCCUGUAAUGACAAAAUGCAUUCAUAUAAUGUGCAGAAUGUGCGCAUCCCAACAAGUCGAAAGAAACAAAAACUGUCCUCUAUGCAAAACUCCUCUGACAAUGCAUGACCUUACAACAGUCCCAAGGGAAAGCAAGUUCAGUCUUAACUUAGACAAUGAAUGAUGCAGCAGUUCAAAAAUUGAUAUGCUAAUUAGAAUGUUAAUGAUAAGUAGUGAGCCAACUGUAGUAUUCACUCAAUGAACUUCAAUGCUGGAUCUAUUAGAAAUUGCUCUACAAAAGGCAAGAAUUUCUUAUUCGCGACUUGAUGGGAGCAUGAAUAAAAAUCAAAGAGAAAAUGCCUUGCAAGAGUUCAAAGCAGGAAGGCAAGUGAUGCUUAUUUCAUUAAAAGCCGGAGGGGUAGGAAUCAAUCUUACUUAUGCAUCGAGAGUUGUGCUAAUGGAUCCAUGGUGGAACCCAGCUGUAGAAAACCAAGCAAUCGAAAGAGUGCAUAGGAUUGGCCAGGAAAAGCAAGUGAAGGCCUAUAAAUUUGUAUGCAGAGACACAGUUGAAGAAAAAAUGUUAGCACUUCAGGAGAGGAAAAAUGUCAUAAUGGAGGGAGCAUACACAGAGCAAAAUGCUUCUAUGUCUAUGGAAAAUUUAAUGUACGUCUUUCAGGAUAAUAUAAUGUAA
Molecule: messenger RNA, 3484 nt
Organism: Blepharisma stoltei
Lineage: Eukaryota; Ciliophora; Heterotrichea; Heterotrichida; Blepharismidae
Source: the annotation of a GenBank genome assembly